AUAUUAUAUUAUAUUAUAUUAUUAGUAUUUUAGUAAUUUAUCUUUUAAUGUGUCAUAAAUUGAUUUUAUUUGUAAAUAUUCAGGGAAAAUGGAAAAACUUGAGAUACAUCCACAUAUAUUAUGUAAACAAAACUUUUGUUUUGGAUGUGAUUAAUCGUUUGGCAGCAGUAAUUAAAUAGUAAAAAAUCAUUAUUACCAAACUUUUUUUUUUUUUAUUAAUUUGUUACAUAUGAUCUGGUAACCUACCUUACAAAAUGCAGUGAGUAAACCCAAAACAGACUAUACAAAACAUGAGAGAGAGAGAAAGAGAAAGAGAAAGAGAGAGAGAUUUCAGUACCACUUUCUCAGAAACGCAACCAAAACUGAAUAAUAAAUAAGGUGAGGCAGGCAAGGUGGAGCUACAUUUAAACCAAGCCAGAUGCAAGAGCAAGACAUUUUGUUCACUCCAUAACUGGAUGGUUUUGACAUCCGUUGGAGGGAAUUUAGAGAAGUUGGACAGUUUUCUAUUUUGAAUACUUGCUAUGUCGCAGAUUACAUCUUCAUUUAGAAGGACCAGACGGGUUCAAAGAUACAGACCCUACGUGAAGCAUCAGCACAGGGGACAAAGAGGUGAUCAAUGGAGCCCCUUACUGUAUAUGAUUAUUACAGAUUUACAUUCACACAGCAUAGUUGAAGAGCCUGGCUUCUUCCAUUUCUGCAAGUCCGUGAGCGAAAGAUUCCAACAUCCACCAACAUCUACCGAUACACUUUUAAAGCUUGAACAGUUGUUUUCCAAAACAAUACAAAGUGUGCAAGAAUGCUUAGAAAGUGUAGAUACGGUUGCAUUGUCUUCUGAAGUGUGGAACACCUCCACAAACAAAACCUAUAUGACCACUACCUGUCACCUGAUUGAUAAUGCAUGGACUCAGCGAUCGUAUGUUUUGGAAACCACACCUCUACCCGAAGAAUAUAAACCCAACAAUUUUGUCGGACAGCUUUUGAAAAUAGCAGCUAAAUGGAGAAUUGAAAACAAGAUUAAAGUGGUAGUGACGAAUGAAGAUGGGAUAAGAAGAGACAUCAAAAAUGCAGGAUUGGAUCUCAUACCCUGUUUCGCCAACACGCUCGAUUUGGUCUUCAAGGAGGCUCUCGAGGCGUCUUCUGACUGGAAAGAGCUGGUGCAAAAAUCUUGUAAAAUAUCAGAGUAUUUUUGGAACGUCGAAGCACAAGGUAACCUCAAGAAGGCACAAAUAGUGCUGCAGUUACCGCAACAUAACCUGGCUCGGUCCAAAGGUGAUAAAUGGCUUUCUACGCUAAACAUGCUAGAACGAAUCUCAGAGCAGCAUGAGGCCAUACGCCAAGUGCUAAUUGAAUUUAACAUUGACUUAUUGUUAAGCAAGCAUGAAUAUAAAAACGUAACAAAGAUAACAACAUCCCUCAAGGCGUUCUGGGAAGUCGUAUCACCAACAAAACGAUACCACUCACUGUCAAACAUUAUACCACAGGUGGAAGCCAUAAGGAAGAAGCUAAAAGAGCUGCAGAGCGGAAAUGAGUUCGCUAAGGAAUUAGCACAGCGUUUAAAUCAUCACUUCAGUAGAGCCAAAGAAAAUGACUGGUUGACAUUGAGCACCGCUCUUGACCUGAGACACCGAGACAUCUCUCUCUCUGAGAAGAAGACUUCCACCCGCAUUAAGAAAACGAUCACUGCCGAAAUGAAACACCUGGAUGAAGAGAAUCAAGGGAGGAGCUUUAGACGGCUGGACAAUUUCGAGAAGGUUCUGAGGAGAUACUUGGAAAAGGAAAUGUUGCAGAGCGAUUGGGAUCCUCUUGCAUUCUGGAAGUUCCCAAAAGAUGAAGACUGGUACCUGAGUGAAGUUGCACGCAAAUACCUGGCUGUCGUGUCUACCGUGGUCCCGGCUGACGUGGCCUUUGACGUGGAGAAAGCCAAACACGUGGCCAGUCGAAGGAGCAGCUUGGAUCCAGAACAUCUAAAUAUGAUGCUGUUUCUAAAUGGCAACUGUUUCCUCCCCUAACUCAUUAUUUAACAAAUGGGAAAAUGAUUCAAGUCUGUCUGUUGUCAUUUUAGCUAUUAUUGUCUAUCAUGCUAUCAGCGUAACGAUUAAUAUGUAUUGAAAGAGAUAUAGGGGUUAAUUAAAGGAUUUUUGGGUCCCACUUUAAAUUAGGUGGCCUUAAUUAAUGUGUACUUGCAUUUAAAUGAAUAAUUUGGUACAUUGCACUUAUAUUUAUAGAAAUAGCUAUAUGUAAUUUCCAUCAAUUUCUUACACCGUAACCCACCCUUAAACCUACCCAUACCACCAAACCUGUCCCUAACCUUACCCAUAUCCCACCUCAAUAGCAGCAGAAGUAAUAAGUACAUUAUAUUUAUUUUUGUGAUGAUAGUACAUAGUAGUUAAGGCCACCUAAUAUAAAUUGUGACUAAUUUUUGUAUUUAGGAAGUAUAUAUUUUGUAUUAGCCAUCAUUGUCUUAUCAUGAAGCACAUCACAUAUAUAUAUAUAUAUAUAGUGGAUAUAGUGGUUAAUUAAGGUAUUUCUGUAUUUAGAGUAUUUACUCUGUUAAUUCAAUAGUCAAUUAAUCAGUGAAACAUGUAGAGUUUGCAAAAAACAACUUUUAUUAACUUUUCUUAUUAAAGAUUAAUUAGAAUUGACACACAAUUAAACAUUUUUUGCUAAUGAACUCUUCCUAUAUUAUUCAUGAAAAUUACUUUGCCUGUACUUUCAUUUUACAUAAUUUCUUGACAAAAUUGUGCUGAGGAAAAAAAGUGUACUUAUUUGUAAUAUAAAGCUGUACUUGUAGAAUGAGGAUUGACCACAAGAUGGCAGUAGGAACAUUUAUGAUAUACACCUAGGCUUAAACAAAAGAAUAUUUAUAUUUAUUUUUUUUUACAUUAAUCAGUCAAUGCAUUUAAAGUUACCUCACGGUGUUCUUAACUUAUCGUUCAUGUUAACCUUCCACUGCCCCAAUUCAAUUCACAUGAAAAUCCUAACACUAUUUCAGUCAGAAAGCAUUUUAAAAAUCAGUGCAGUCUCGGUAGAUCUGUUCUCUUCUUGUUGCAUGCUUGUAGAGAUCUUUACAGUUACUAAGACCGAUUAUCUCCUUUUUAAAUUAUUUUAAUUACUUCCACCCAUCAAGACCAACUUGCUUUCUGAAAUCUAAUAUUUGAGGGAAUUUAAUCAGUACAGAUCUGUUGGAUUAGCACAAAAAGUGCACAGUGCAAAGUCAAAUUUCCCUGAGUCAACACACUGGAAUAGCUGUGAUACAGUAGAUUUUUUAGCCUGAGGAUGGUUAUUAAGUACAACGCUGGAGAACUACAACAUGAAUGAACUUGCUCAGGUAUUUUGUUUUACUCUUCAAUGAUGAUUGACAGUCAUGAACAUCAGUACAAAUUACAACCCUUUGGUGAAGUUUAUCAGCCUUUUCUUUUAUUGAAAAAUAUAACCGUUAUUUUGCAAGGGAAAGUGAGGCAGGUCGUUAUAUAUAUUAUUUCAGUACAGAUCAAAAAAACCAAAAAAACAACCAGCAAAUACCUGGAAAUUAAAGAUGUUUUAUACUAUACUUUAGUGUUCUGUCACCAUUUUCUGUAGCAACUGUAGGAAGUGUUAUAAAUUAUUACAAACCUGUGUGCAUAUAGUAAUCAAGCAAAGAAACUAUAGAUACCUCUAUGCCAUUGUAUACGGAUGGUAGCGUUUUGUCUCAGUAAGCUUAGAUAGAAGUAGAAGUAUUAAUGGCCUGAAAGAAAACUACUCAAAACCUGUAGAGGGAGCCCUGCUGCUCUGAAAAACUGUUACAGUCCAGCGUUCCAGCUCACUUUCAGUCCCACAAAUCCAGUUCCGGACAUCUGGUCUUCUUCAGAAGCUUUGCAUGCAGUGUGAUAUCUCCACGACCGCUUCCUUAAACCAUAAAAUUAACAAAAUUGGACAACAUAAGAGAGGAAGAGAAGGCAUUGGCACAUCUGAUUAUCCUCCAUUUGUGGUUGCAGACAAAACGGCAAGAUGCAGCAUUUCAACCAGAUAUAAGGCAACACAAGCCCCUCGUACCCCAUUUAUGAAGCCCUUUUCCAAACCGUCCUACACCCACCCUGAAAAACACCCUAAAAACAUCUUUCUAGAGCUUCUAUAAAUCAUACCUUACUUGUUCCACUGUACAAACAUGCUGAUUUCACAAACCAAAGAAAAACACUGACAGGUGAGCAAAGAAAUAAUGCAGUCUUGGAGUGGUAAAGCUGAUACGAAACCUAACCGAGCUCACAGAAUGAAGGUAAAAGGCCACAGAGAGAUCUGUACAAAAAAACUGAAAACGACAAAUUCUUCGGUUCCUAGUGCGCUUAUAUAAAUGUCAGAUUACAGGGCCAACACUGUUGACUAAACAAUAGCA
Molecule: messenger RNA, 4369 nt
Organism: Puntigrus tetrazona (Sumatra barb)
Lineage: Eukaryota; Metazoa; Chordata; Actinopteri; Cypriniformes; Cyprinidae
Exons: 3
Coding region: 522-2009 (495 amino acids)
Molecular function (GO): protein dimerization activity
Source: RefSeq, a predicted model, not a curated record